UUGAAACAACUUCGGGAGGUAAAUAGAACAUGAAAUUGUCCUUCGACUAGGCAAUAUAGUAUUUUAUCCGCAAACGCUCAUUUCGAGCUUAGGAUCCUUACUUGAAUUUCUCAGAUAUAAGAUGACAAUUGAAUCCAUUCAUUAUUGUUUUCACAUUUGUGUUCGAGUGUUGACUGGCAUUGUUAACUUAAAACUGAGUAACAAUUCAUUUGCUUUUUCUAUAAAACUAAAGUAUAUUGAUGCGCUAAGGGACAUUAGAAAUGUUUCAUGUUUGCAGAAGAAAAUAGAGGAGCGCAAAGUUUAGGUGUCAAGUUUACAAUUUUUCACGUUUUGUAUAGAAAAUAGCCUUUCAUCCACGAUAUAACAUCCAAUAUUUGCGCCUAUCCCUGAAAUAGUUUGAGCUAUAUUACCCCCCUUCUAUUCACAGAUAUUCAGCAACGCUAAUGGGAAGCUUUGAAUUCGAUUUGAAUCUCAUUUUGAGUUUCUCUCCAUAACAGUGAGAUGCAACAAACCUGACGUUUAAUUCGUUUGCAAUGCUGGCCGUUGUAGCAGCUUAGAGUUGGACAAUGUUAUGAAGAUGGAUGGGCCGUAUGAUUAUGCUGCGCUGACAAUACUCCUGUUGGCGAUCAUACUAAACUCUGCUCUGAAUGGGGGAGUCUUGUUGGCAUUUUGUACACAUAGAAUUCUCCAGGACCGACGAUUUGGCAUAUUGAUCAGCCUAGCGUUGGCUGAUUUGCUUAAAAUCAUACCCCUCAUAUUGGAGAUCCAAACCUUGUUUAAUAUUGGCAAUGCAAGCGUAAGAUUCGAAUCGUGUCUAAUAGUGUCAACAGUUGGAUUGUACCUGAUUUGUGUUACAAUCCUUCAUUUACUGUUGGAAAGUAUUAACAGGCUGAUUGCUAUCGCAAGACCUCUUCGGUACAAAGACAUUUUCACCAUCAAAACCUUCAUAUCACUUAUGGUAUUAGUAUGGUUUCUACCAGCUAUUGGUAUCAUCUUGACCCAUGCAGUUUACAAGAAGCCUGGAGACUGGAUGCCAUCAUUUCGCGUGCUCAUGUUCAACUGUGAUUCUACACAUUUAGCUAUGCUUGGUGCUAAGAAUUUAUCAGGCUUGAAAUCAAAGCUUGUCAGUGAUGGACCAGAAGAUAGAGAAGAACUAUUGCCAAUUAGUUUAUCAAUAGAAACAUACUCUGGAGUCGUUACAGUGAUCUAUUUCAUCAUCCCGUUGAUCAUGAUGUUGCUGUGUUACUCUGUGAUUUUCAAGAUAUCCUUGAAGCAUAUAAGGCAAAUUAAGAACAUGGAGCGGAACAUGCGACGUCUUUAUCACAGGUUGUCCAAAUCAAGAGACAAUCAGUUUUUUGGAUCAAACGCUGGUAUAUCAACGACAGGCUCCGUCUCUACAACAGAAACGGUUUUGAGCCCAGUACAAUUCACUGAAAGUCAGAUAUCUAGUAACUGUGAAAACCUAUUUGAAAGAGAACAGAUAAGUGUCAGCAGUUCUGGUGGAAAUUCAGCAUCUGCGAAAUCUGAUGAUAUGAUUCUCCGAGAUUAUUCGUCUGUUAAAGAACAUUCAGCAGAAUUCUUUAAUUCAGUAAAUGCUGACAAUCCUACAGGAGCAGCCAAGAUGAAGGGAAGUGUAGUUCAAAACGAGCCGCCAUCUGUUCGCCUGAUGGGGGACAAAAACUAUUGUUUGCAGAAAUCUGGCAAAGAAGAAGUAAAUACUGCCAAUAGAAAGCAGUCAACAGUAAGCUUUGCAAACAUUUCGUGUAACAUUAGGAAGAACUCGAUUAAUGUAAAGCCAAAAAGAAAAAGGAGCAAUAUCAUAGCUCCACAGGACCUUAAUGCAAACAAUAAGGAUGUUGAUGGACAACAUAUAGUUGGUGCCAGUUUGAAUAAUGAUAGAGUUGACCCGCGAAAGACUGUUUCGCCAAUAAAGGCCGAAAAUGUAAUGUCAAAGGGUUAUGAGGAUUUGCUUGAAAACGAUAUAUGGUAUACAAACAAAGUAAAAGGGGACUUUGAGGAAAAAACAGAAGAUGGCGAUGCACAAGUUGGAGGUUUUCCUCAGUCUUAUUCGAGAGAGAAAAUCUCCAUACCGCUGACGCUGGAUGCUGAUGUUUAUGAAAUAGAGAGUAUCGGUGAUUAUUUCGAUAAACAUGAUGAGGUAUUCGAUGCAGAUUAUUUGAACGAUCCUAAAAUGAACUCAAGAAAAAUAAAUUUUCAGAACCAUUCAAGGGACAGUUUUGAUGAAAAGUCGGAAAAGAAAAGGGGAUUAUGGCCAAAACUUUGGCAAAAAGUUUCUCUAAGUAAGGAUAAUUCAAAAGAUGGCAUCCCGUCCGAAGCUUCUUUUCUGAAGAUCAUUGAAGAUCUGGAAAGAAAAUCGAAACCUUCACCGAAAACUUUCCAAACAAGUGCGCGGCGUGUGAUGAGGUUUUCUGUGUUGAUCAGCAGUCAUCAAAGACAGAAGAUUGAAGAAGACUAUGGACUAGAUAUGAGACCGACUCGCGACGAAGUUGACCAAUUAGAAACAUUGAUUUCAUACGCGGAAAGAGGGUCAAUCUCUAAAAGGACCAAUGAGCAUGUAGAUACCAGAGUUCUUGAAACUACUACAACAUCCAAUGAUGCUAUAUCACUCGACCUUUUUGGAGUUAUGACUGGAUUCCCUGUUUUAGAAGCCUGGGCGCAGUCUCUUAAAGAAAAGUCUGAAACCCCAACCCCAUCAAAUUCAUUUGUACGAUUCUAUCGUGUGAUUAGGGGUGAAAUGCGGAACAGAAAACAAGAGGGCAAGCUAGUAAAAACUUUAGGAGGCCUUUUUCUAGCUUGGAUCAUAUUUUAUGUUCCAAUUUUGACUUUUACGUGGCAAAGGUUGAACAACUGGCCUGUAGGAGCUGGAAAAGACUUUGGGUUGGGUAGGUUAUUGAUUUCAUGGGCACUUUUAUCAUCGGCGCUCAAUCCAAUUAUAUACUGCCUACGUAUUCCAGAGUUUAAGAAAGCUUUCGUCAAGAUGAAGAAAGCAGUUAAAGAGUAUUUUGUUUGUAGAUCAUGAUUUUUGAUAAAAUAAUUCAUGCAUCCAAACGAGAUGAAAACCAUGGCCUCUCAAAUUAUGGACAAAUUGAAUGAAACUGCUUUUCAUAUAGAAAAUUUACUUAUGAAGACAUAUUGCAAUCGAGCGUGUUUAAUUUUCAUGAGCUAAAGGUAUCUUAAUGUCAUAUUACUUAAUUAAAUGUUUUUAUGACGAUGCGACUGGCAAGUUUACAGGAAAGAGUGGAACUGGCUUUUUUCCAGGUAAAAAUAUUUUUUCCCCAGGAUUCUUAUUUUUGAUUAUUCCCGGCCUCUAUUCAUGAGCUUCAGUGCUAUAAAUUUAUGCAGUGGGAGUGUCUCGGUCUUUCAAGGCAUUACCUUAACGCAAUAAGUACUUCAAAGAGGCGGGUCCGUUCAAAGCAGUAAAACUAGCUUGCCUCUUAAAGCGUAAAUGGGAAUUAAAAUGGCAGAAUUAAGUUAAGCAAACAUUUGAAUCUACUUCAUUUUGUUUAUCUUAACAACAAAAGCUCGGGGCUUUUACUUAUUAUUGAAAUAUCUUUGUACAGAAAUACAUCCAUUUUUCUCUUUUUGCGAGAGAACCUUUGAAGCAUAGACUUUUAGCAAAUUUUCCGGUAGGAUUCAGUACCCAAACAGUUCUCUUGAGCAAAUAUUUGUCUGAUAACAUGUUGGCUGCACCAGGUACCAAUAGAGUUGUUAUAUUGUCACAACGUCGCGAAAUUGCGUAAGAUGUAGACAUAUCUGAAAUUAUUGGAUAUCGGAAAUGAUUUCAUGGAAUAAUUCAAGGGAAUAGGUAGCAUAUACAGGCACCGCGGAGCGUUGAGAAAAGUGGGGGGUCUAAAAAAGUGGGGGGGGGAGCUCAAACGGUAUAAAAGAGGCCUUACUGAUAGUUUGUUACUCAAUAUUUGGCAUCUUUUGGAAAAAGUGGGGGGGACUAAAGCCCCCAGCCCCCCUUAUUCGCGUUGCCUGAUAUAAUGCAAAGCAUUUUCAAUUUGCUUCGAUGAAGGAUCAAGAUUCUAUGCUGUUUAGAACAAUUACUACACAUUUGGUUUCGUUUAUCUUAGUAGCUCCAAAGGAAAGCUGCAAGCGUGUCUAGUUGUCUGAUUAGAGUCUGACUCAACCAUAAAACUUGCUAACAUUUUGACUUAUAUUGUAUGUUUCAUAAGCAUGAAUUGUAGGUGUUCAAACUUCCGUAUAUUUUCUAUUAAUUAGUGGACAGAGCAGUUUAUACCUUCAAAAUACUGUGCAGCUGACAAAAUGUACCAUUUCCACAAUAUAUUAAGUUCUUUAUUAUAAUUAUUGUAUUAGAUUCCUAUUUCUAUUGACUCAAUAAGGUUAAAAAUGUUUAUCUUUAUCUAGCUAUAAAUUUCAUUGAGAUUAUCAUAACCAUGAUGAUUCCAGAAGCUUUCUCAGAAGCCAGUUUAUAGUCCAUUCCAAAAUUUCGCUUUUCUUCCAUGGUCGGUGGUCGGCACUGAUACCCAAAACACAUCGAAUAAUCAAUUUAUUCAAACAAGUUAAUAAAGCAGUUGUUUUUAGGUGGCAUGAAGUUUUGAAACAUUGUGUUUUAGUAUUUGGAAAAAUUGUUCUUAUAUAUCGUGAUAAUUACAGGAUAAUUGUUCAAUGAUCUGUGCCUAUCCUUGAACUACAAAAUGACGUAGCGAUUUGUACCUGUGAUUUUAAGCAACCAUUCUAUGGGGUGAUAGUAAUUAUCUUCUCCUUGAUUCUCUACCUCCAAAUAUCGCUAGUUCUAAUACAAUAAAUCGUACUUGCAACUAGCAGUUAUGAAUUCUUUGCAAAAACAGCAGUGACUAUGCUAUUUUUCGAUAAUGCUGGCAGGAAAUUUUCUUUCUGGUAUAGAUUGUUGCUGCACUGGCAUGGAAUAUAAGGAACUUGUUAAGACUUUUUUCGUUUCUCAAAUCUAUUUAAGGAAACAUGUCUCUAAAAAUAGCCUGAAAGCAUGAAUUAAUACUUGAAAGAAAUAAUUUCACCCGUUGGUUUCUUUUUUAUAGCAUACGUAAUCUCAUGAAUAUAGCAUACUAAUCUCCUCCCUUCUACGUCUUAAUGAUAAUCGGAUUAAAGGCUACGAAAUGUUCUUUGCUGACAGAAAAGCCUACAUAAACGAAAAGUCAAUCUCGGUGUGAGACGGGAAGCUUAAGAAUGCCCUGUGUUUAAGGAUCAUUAAUUCUGCCAUAGUUUGCAAUAGGGUACUUAGGCUUCUACUGAUUCGUGAAAUCAGCCUGGGACUUUCUCUAGGAGGGAGAAGCAGGGCGGAACGUAUUUGAAAGUGGAGGGGCAAAAAUGUUUAAUCUUGACUGAGCUUGGCAAAGGCCGACACCAUGUUUGGCGGCAAGAAAAAUUUUAGAAUUACUGCAUCUUUGGGAAGGCCAGAGACUGAAUCUGAAACGGAUUUUGACGAAGGAAAAUCCGAGGCAACAUAUAUAAGCUUUGUUUAAUAAAUGUAAUCAAUAAGUAUCGACUACUGGAACGUUGUCUUGAAGUAGGAAAGGUCUUGCAAAGUUUUAGAAUAGCCUUUUUAAUAUGGCUUUUUAACAUAACUCCUUUUAAGAUUUAAAAUUUACCCAAUAUAAGAUAGAGGAGAAUGAUAAAUGAGACACGGUUUGAUAAAAACAUUAACAAUGAAAUAUCAACAUAAAAACCUUCAGCUAAAAAUAAAAGAUUAAGCAUUUUUGUACAGUCGGGAAAUUAUUUGACAACAUCUGAUCUUAAAUUUUUCGGAAGUAAGGUGCUUUGUAUCUUUCUGAGAAAUUGUUCGUUAACAAAAAAGACCUUGCGAGCCAAGCUUAGGCCGUAGAAAAAACGAAACUUCAUCAAUAUGUGCUGGCACCAAGUUAUUCUGGAACAGGUUUCUUGAUCUAUUUCAUACGCCAAGCUGUUACUUGUUGUACAACUUGGACAACGACCGAUUUCUUCGAUCAAAUUCCCAUAUUCAAUAUUGCGUGUGUCUUCUAUAGUAAAGAUAUACAUUCUUUAUUUCUUAUAAGAACAAUUUUAUAAGAACACGAGCCUCAAAAUUGGUCAAAAGUUAAGAAAAAUUUAAGAACAAGCUGGUACUGAGCUACUGUAAAAUGUAAUUUUAAGCAACGUUUCAUCUCAAUAACGAGGAUUUUUGCCAUUUAUGGGUGGUUCUUCAAUGAUAUUUCAAACUUGUAGGCAAAUGAAGGUUGUCUCGGUCACUUUGUUAGCAAAUGGGGCCUGGACAACUCCCUGGUGCGAAAAAGCUAGCAAUUGCACUGCUCGCACCCUAUUAAUUUCAGAACAAAUCAAGAACAAUUCAGUCUCAGAUUUUUCAAAAAAAUAAGAACAAUCAGCCUGAACUUAAAUUGAGUGUUUCUUAAUAAAACGAGUGUAGCAACCAAACUAAAUCUAAAGACAUAGUUAAAGGGAAUACUAGGCACAGUUACCUACAUAAUGAUAUACUUUAUUUUGCUCUGCAGAAAAGUGGUAGAGGCCUCUCAUAAUUUAAAAUUUUCAAAAUGUACUUAAAAUCAUACCAAACAUCGCCAUGCUCUUUGUGUUUAGCAUGUUUAGCCCCCCCAAAAAACGUUUUAGCCCCCUCUAUCCUAAUAUGCUCCGCGGUCCUUGGGCCUGCAUCUUUUUCAAAACAUCAAUGAAUGUUUUUGCUUGUCCGCCUUGUCUUACAGGGCCGUGUGCUGUUAUACCCUUGCUGUAAGCUGAUUGUCAUCUCUGAUGCAGUGACCGUCUAAUUUUAUAUGUCUCACUAAUUUCUUAUUUUUGACGUGAGUGGAGCAAUGUUUUAUUUGGCAGAUGUUUUUCCCAACUUUCUUUGAGGAAACCUCUAAGAACUCUGGUAUAACAGCCAUCCAGCGAUCUCUCGGGUUGUUUUAUGAGGGUUCAAGUUUCUGAAUCAUACAGUAUUUUAAUUUAGAGGGGGAGCGCUCACCCAUUGCAGUUUGACACCAUCAAAUAAGGUACUUUCCGUUGAGCAAUCACGGUGUUCGGAAAAGUGCCCUGCACACCCCUGUCUAUGAAUCGUUUGUAUAGAAAAAUCUCAGUGCUGAUAUCUUCUGGCUCAACGUCUGAGAAGCAAAGUCUAAAUUUCAACAAUCUGCUGUAACAGUUUUUUAACCAGUUUAAUUUCAAUGAAUGAAGGACAGUCCCGAUCUUGCCUCUUGUGCAACGUUUUAUCCUCAAAAAUUGCAUGUUCAGAGCUACUUUUUGCAUGCUAAUGCUUUGGUACAUCCAGUAGCGCAGUUAGGGGGAGGCUAAAGGGGGCGGGCACCUUCCAAUGGCAAGUAUCUCUUAAAAGGGCGUUUUCUGGCAUUCUAAAGGGCGUAGACCCCCAUUUUUUCUCGAUCAACUUGCAAUGACUCAGACUUCAGACGAGGGAAACUUUUGCUACUCAAGGUCGUCAAGACAAGGCUCAUAAAUAGUCAUAGAGAUACUAUGGCCGAUAUAUAGGAACUUUAAAUCAAAUAUCAAACAUUGGAAUUUAGAUUCACACGCCAGGACAUAGUUUUAAGGGUAUCUUCGAAGUUGCAGUUCUGAAAAAACUAAAGCUAAGUGCACCGUUAAGGGCCUAAAAUUCAAAUCAGCCCCCUUUUUCUGACCCUCCAUUCCUUGAAUGUUCAAAUUUAGUUAUUUGCUUUGACCCAGGGGCGGACUGGCCGGUCGGGCAACCGGGCGAUCGCCCGGUGGGCCCUCCCAAAACUAUUGCAAUUUUUCUUCAUUUUACUAUAAAAUGGCAACUUGUAUCGUUUGGUAGGGGCCCUCUUCUCUUGCUAUUACACCUAGACUCUAUCAAGAUACGUGGAUACAGAAUAAAUAAAAAUAUCACUUUGUGGUAUCUUAGUACUGAAAAAACUUUAUCCAAUGAAAAAUCAUUUGGGACCCCAUGUAAGCAUGCAGUAAUCUAGGUCCAGGGCUUACUGUUCCCAACGCAAUAUUAGGAUACUUAAUGAAGUUCCAAAAUCGUAAAAACAUUCUCUUCGGGCCCUCAGUUUCGAAGUUUGCAAGGACAUAACAGAUUUUUGACUCAAUUUCUAGAAAGGUAGAUUACUUUAAUGCAAACCAGAUAUACAUCAAAACUGCGGAGGGCUCAGCCACCCUCCUUGUUUGUUCUUCGGUCAGACAAGAAUCGUGUAACGCAUAGAGAGCUGGGAUUAACGUUUUGCUCCAGCACAUGUCUGCCAUUGUAAACUGAACAAGAAAAAGGGACGAGAUGCAACUGGAAGACUAAGAUGCAAUACAAGCUUUAUACUCAUAUAGAUGUAGAUGUAGAGUUUAAAUGUAGAGUUUGACAUUUAAACAAAGAAUAGAAUGGCUCUCUACUUUUGAAGAUAUCUUACUGAGAACACUCAGUUACUUUCUUCUACAGGCAAGACAGGUUUUUUACUAUUUCAUUUAGAAAUUUGCCUAAAGUUAGGUGUGUCGGAAAUGUUGCGCUUGUCCCUAAAAGUUGAGAUUUUGAUCUUGGUUUGUCGGUAAUUGUGAACAAUUUAUCAUCAGGGACGACAAUUAUUUUCAUAGAAUUACUGGGAAAGUUUGAGGAGAUUGGCUUUACUCGAACACAUUUCACUGGUCAAAAACUGUCAUUUUUAGCCACAAAUAAGGGUGCAAGGAAGAGAAAGCUAAAGCUGUAGCCUUUUCUACAUGCUCAUUCAAAAAGGAAAUCUUCGCAGGACAUUUUUUAAGACGUUGCUUGUUUUUGUUGUACUAAUUUUGCCUUCUAUUUUUGCCCAGUUUUGCUUUGUUUCAGUUCAUAUUAUUCUAGAGUCAGCUGCUUUGAUUCUGACUCUCCACAUUUGCAUCGCUUCCACCUUUUCCCACUCAUUCCUCGUUGUUAAAAUGUUGUUCCCCGUAAUCAAGCGUUGUCAAACGCUUAAAGUUUAUUAUAAAACCAACUCCAACUUCCUUCCCAUUGUUAUGUCAAAA
Molecule: messenger RNA, 8946 nt
Organism: Rhopilema esculentum
Lineage: Eukaryota; Metazoa; Cnidaria; Scyphozoa; Rhizostomeae; Rhizostomatidae
Biological process (GO): G protein-coupled receptor signaling pathway
Cellular component (GO): membrane
Molecular function (GO): G protein-coupled receptor activity
Source: RefSeq, a predicted model, not a curated record